Messenger RNA from Prorocentrum cordatum, 1119 nucleotides. Lineage: Eukaryota; Dinophyceae; Prorocentrales; Prorocentraceae. The record is from the annotation of a GenBank genome assembly.
AUGAUCGUGCUGAUCGGGUGCGGCAGCGUGUGCGCCACGCUUGCGGGGGCGCACUCGGGCAUCUGGCAGGUGGCCAUCGUCUGGGGCAUCGGGGUGUGCCUCGCCAUCUACUCCACCGCGGAGGCGAGCGGCGCGCACCUCAACCCGGCCAUCACCCUGGCCUUCACCCUGGUGCGGCCCCAGGACCACGGCAUGACAUGGAAGAAAGCGGGGCUCUACGUCGCGGCACAGUUUGCGGGCGCCAUCGCCUGCGCGGUCGUCAAUCUCGUGGUCUUCUGGGGCACCUUCAAGGCCUUCGAGAGGAAGCACAACAUCGUGCGGGGAGAGAAGAUGUCGAUCUUGACCGCGUCUGCCUUCGGCGAGUACUUCCCCAACCCCGGCCUCAACUCGGAGUACGGAGGCGCCUCGUACGACCAGGACGACGUGACCCCGCUGCACGCGAUGAUGGUCGAGGCGUGGGGCACCUUCAUCCUGGCCUUCGUGAUCUUCGGCGUCACGAACGACAAGAACAAUGGGUCGUGGCAGCCGCCGGUGCUCAUCGGAAGCACGGUGUCCAUACCUGGUAGGGCUUCUGGCUGCGCACAGACAGACCCCCCCCCCCCCCGAGGCAGCCCCAUCUGGCCCCCCCCCCCCGCCGAUAGUAGUCCCAGCUGGCCUCAGCAGGCCUUCCGCGCGGCCUGGCGCGGAGCCCCGGGGCGCGGGGCGCCCUGGGCCGGCUGCCGAGACCGCCCCGUGCCUCUCGGGGGGCCCGUGGAGGCCAGCCGGGGCUGCUCGGGGGGGGGCCUGCCUCGGGGCUGCUCGGCGCGCACCUCGGGCGGCCGCCCCGUGCGCAGCCCGCAGCCUCGCCGGGCCGUACUGCUCUUCCUCUACGCGCCGAUCACCCAGGCCGGGUGGAACCCGGCCAGGGACUUCGGGCCCCGCCUCGUGGCGGCCUGCGCGGGCUGGGGCAGCGUCGCGAUCCCCGGCCCGGAGGGCGGCUUCUGGGUCUACAUCGUGGGGCCCUGCAUCGGGGCGCCCCUCGGCGCGGCCCUCGCCGAGAAGGUGCUGUGGCGUGACGUGCAGAAGGCCAAGGCAGACGGCGCGUCGGAGGCGGACACCGUCGAGGUGGACAAGCCCUGA